AGACUUCCACUUCCGGAACUUUCGUGAACUAAAGCAGAAUUGGCGGAAAGUCGAUAUUUUCUUAACAUUUUGGCUUUACGCUUAAAGUAAAUUUUACUAAGCAUACUAACAGGAGAAGUAGUGCAAGAACAUAAUAAAGUCUAUUCUGAUAGCACAAAUCACACUUGUGUUGUAAUCUAUAACCGACAAAAUAUCAAAAAUAAUGAUCGUGCUCGAUUUCAAACAAUAACAAGUUACGUUCAUUUGCCAUGUUACGAGUUUUGGAUUGCUUUAUUGCUGGUGAUAUAACAGCUAAUGUUGUUAUAGAAUGGUUAAAGAGUGGUGAUAAGCAAAUUUUCGAAAAGGUGCCAGAAAUUAAUGAAAAAAGUAAUAGGGGAGAAUUCAUAGAAAUUUUCCUUGACUUUCUGCGUUAUCAAACGGCAAAAGCUUUAGAGUCAUUAGAAUCUGUCAAUCCGUCGCCGAUUAAACCAACCAAAACAUUCAUACAUUCGACUAGGAGUCUUGAUAAUAAAGAUAUAAGACCGAGGAAGCCUUCUGCAAGAAGAGGAAAGUUAUUUUCUGAUGUUGCAGCGUCAAAUGACAGUGAAUCAAAGUUUGGCGAAAACUCAAAGUAUACAAUAAGGAAGAGAAGUGGUUUAAAGAAUACAAUGUUGAUAGGAGAUUUCCUAAAUCUAGAAAAUAGAAUAAAGGGAAACCAAGCGAAGGUCAAAGAAGAAAAUACUUUUACUGAUAAGCAGACGCAGGAUCAUGAUGGAUUGAGUAUGAAAACGCCUACAAAACAAUUUGUAAGCCCAAAAUCAAGUACUCCACGAAAUCCUCGCAGAAUUAUUCCUACUCCAGUUAAAGCCAAUUUAAGUCCAAUUCUAAAUCAAUGUGGGAACAUUUCUAAUAAGUCAUUCUCUCCUGUAGCAUCAGGACAAGUUGGAAAUAUUUCGUCAAUUAGCGGUAGUACAUUUAAUACACCAUUUAAAAGCAGCAAUACCUCUAUGACAGAAAACGAACGAGACAAUUCUAGUAGCUUUGAUAUAGCUGAUGAUAAGUUGGUUGAAAAUGAUACUCAAAAAAAUAUACAAACUCCAGUUGUAAUUGAUUUGAAAUUGGUUACAUUUAAAGAAAUAUUGGAGAGAUUUUCAGAUCUAUAUUCGGCAAUUAUAUUAGAAUUUUUAGUCCCAAGUAUACUGACCGAAAUUUAUUUCACAAUACAAUUAUUGACUGUAAAGCAUGUAAAUGAAGUGUCAAAUAGCCGAAAAAGGGAAAUAUGUUAUUUCAAUUCCAGUCAUAAUUGUGUAUUCUUCGCUCUGGAAACGUUAAAAAAAAUAUAUAGUUUUUUAGAAUUUUAUGAUAAGCAAUUCGUAAAUCUUUUGGCAAAAAAUCAACGAAUAGUUGAAUCGAGUCCAGAAUUUUCCAAACUUCUACAGAGUAUUAGUGAAAAAUGCGCCGGCAUGAUGAAUCUUACAGAACAAAAAGCUUUCUUCAGUGUUGCAUUUCAAGCUGAUACUGAUAAUCAACAAAAUUUCCCGACUACUUCACAUUUUCACUUGUUCAAAAAUCAUAGAGAUAGCUUCUAUUCGUUUUUACGAGAAUGGAAGAAUCAGCAUACUCGAAAUGAUUGGGCUGUAGGAACGGCAAUGGGAAAUCGCAUUUUUACAUUAGUUUCUUCACUUAGCGAUUCGACCGUCUGUUAUCAUUUUUGUAGACUAUUUGUUUGUCAAUUACUACAAAUGAGCGAUGGGGAUAUCGAAAAUGACAAUGAACAACAAAUGCUAGCUGAAAAUCUAAAGACAAAUGUUGAAAAGUUAAGACGUUUACAAGAGAGAUUAGUCAAGCCGGCAAAGAUUAAUGGACCUGCUCCCCCACCCUCAUUUCCAGGCUUCCAGCUAUUCUUUAAAGAGUUUAUUAUUUACGGUAGCCACGCAGCAUUCCAUAAUCAAUUAGAGCUAUUUCUUUGCUCAAAACUUCAGGAAUUCACAAUAGAAUCGGAAAAAUGUACUGAUAUACAUGUACUUAGAAAACUAUUACAAACAUCGCAAUUAUUGGCUAAAUAUAUUGGAUUUAUUCAUUUUUUCCCAUUAUCUGGCUCUACGAUACCCGAUAAAGUUUUACCUUCAAUUCUUAAAAUGAGAUCAAACAUUUCACCUCCUCACUUGAAUUUAAAAACAAUAUUAAAAUCAUCAUGCACAACAGGAAAUCUAUUAUAUAAUGUUACUUGGAUUACAACCUAUUUGGCUAUGGCUGAUGUAUAUGCAUUUAAAGUACAAUAUACUAUCGAUCUAUGCAUUCUUCUUCUGGCUGUAUUUAGAGAAUGUAUAAAAGAGUUGAAAAACGAUAAAAACUCGGAAAAAUUUCUUAUUGUCACAUGUUUAUCGUGGUUCUUUCAGCAACCUUUCUUUCCCCGUCAUUUGCUUUAUUCGAAUUUAUGCGAAAAGAAAAGAAAUGACAAGAUAGUUAUUAAAUCUUCUCGAUACGCUGGUAAAAGAUUAAAUGUGUCUUUCUUCCAUCAAACAUUUCCAUUUAUAGCCGAAUUGUCUGCUUUGCUCUUGUCGUUUUCUGAGGGAACGUGUAAUACUCGUGGUAAACAUAGAAAAAUAACGCCAUUAUCUUAUCAGAAUACUGGUAUUGAAGUUAAACGUCUUGAAACUACCUCGUUACAGAAUGAGUUAGAAGAUAGCUUUUUCAAUAAUCAACCUGCAUCGUUGAAAAAAACAACAAUCUUCGUUGCGGAGAGAUUAGCAUCAAAUACUAUAAAAACUUUUAAAUUAAGUCAAUUUGAGGAGAUAUUAAAAGAAUGUUACGAGUUUGGUAGAAAUAGCGCUGUAGAAGACAAUCACGAUAGAUUAAUAUCAACUUUAAGAUUAAGUAAGAAAAUGCAGGAAAAAGCACAACAAUUAUCUAGAGAUUGCCAACAUAACGUGUCGAAGAAGGCUGAAAUGUUGACAGAUCAGCAGGCUUAUAACAUUCUUAAGGCUUUACUGCACGAUUCUACAAAUGAUCAAAUUAUUGUGGUUGCAAGUAGAAUAUGCAAGAGAAUGUCCAUAAGUAAAGUUCAAACUUGGAUGGAACAAUACGUUAAUUCAGAUACACUAUUCAAGGAAAUAAGCUCUCAUUAUGAAAAAAUUGUAUCUAAACCGCAAAAUCAUAAUUUAAUGGACGAAACAAAGAUUGAAGAAGAUAGUUUAAAAAAUCUUGAUGAUCUUAAUUGUAAAAUUAAUGAAGCUGAUGAUGGAUUUUUCUUACCAUCUAAAGUUCUUAAUUCUUUUUUGGAUUUGUUACAAUUAAGUGUAAUUUCAACAACAAGCCCGAAUAUAAACUCAAUUAAACAAACAAUAUCGCAAGCCAUUUAUCUUAUACAAGAAAAUGAGAACGAACUUAUUGUCGAUUGGGACAAAGCUCUUAUGUCGUGUAGUUUAGAAUUGGCUGUACAAUUAGCCAUUAGCUAUCCUCAUACUUGGAGUGAAGAAGUACAGAUGUUGUUUAUAUUUUUAUGGAGUAGAAGCUAUUUGAAAAAAUGUAGAAGUUCAUAUCUUCAAGGUAUACUUAGUCCGAAAAAUGUAUUACUCUUUGAAGAAACUCUAGAUAUAGAAGUUUCUUGGGAGAAUUUCGAAGCCUUGUUAAAACGCCUUUUGUGGCAUAAUUUUAUCAAUAAAACAACCUUACAAAGGAUUCUUCAAAAUUCCAUUACAAAUGUUAAGAACGAGAAACUUGUUCAAAAGCUACAAACAUUACAUUGUUGGAAUGAGGAAAAUAGCCCUUCGUAAGGAAACAAUUAUAAUAUAUUUUCCAUUUCAACAGUUGAAAAACUUGUUAAAGAAAAGCCUAAGAGAUUAUAUUUAUAUUAUUAUUUUCAUUCUCUACAGUCUAUCUUCUUAACACUUCAAACUUUGACAAUGAAAUAAUAUAAACUAUUACAGUUUUAUAAAAUGUUUGUCAUUUAUUUCUGUUAUUUAUUUAUACAUUAUUCUUCUACUGUUUAUUCUAAAAUUAUAAGAAUAAAUACUUGUAAUACUACAAAUUGUAAUGCUAUUGAAUACUAAAUAAUAGAUAGUUAUGACUACGUAAUUUGUAUUUAGACUACGUGAUGACGUAGAAUUGUCAAUACUAUCGGAAGAGGAAGCUAUUUGGGGAUAUUUUUCCUUAUCUUUUAAAGUAAAAUCUCUACUGUACGCAAAAUCAACUAGAAUGUUUCCGACUAUUACAAACAUCACCGAUAAAUAUCAAAGAAACCUUCAACUAGGCUCAUUUGAUAUACGAUACUAGAAUAAAAGAAUCAGAUCUUUUUCGACGUUCUACUAACAUAACCUCUUUUGAUAAGCUGUUUAGAAAGAAAAGAUGUUUUUUUUAUUAUCUAUGUAUACAAUUUCUAUAAUUUUGCCAACAAGGUUUCCAUUCUUGUGAAGUUUUUUGUAAUUUCUUUUCUUGUCUUAUU
Dimorphilus gyrociliatus is the source of this 4423-nucleotide messenger RNA. The record is from the annotation of a GenBank genome assembly. Lineage: Eukaryota; Metazoa; Annelida; Polychaeta; Dinophilidae.